GGUAUUCUUGAAAGAAAAAUAUUGGAUUCGUGGAAUAACACGGAACAAAUUCAUUAUGAAGACAGAGAGAUGGAGUGUUGUAAUUAUCUUAAUGUUUCCGCAGUGUCUGGCGGGAUCAUGCUAAAUCAUCCCUACGUUAUAGGUCGAUAUAAAAAGAUAGGUGUUUGCGGCGGAAGAUCAAUUUAUCAAAAUAUGAAUAAUUCCGAUAUAUUUAUCUACUAUGGCUGUGGCAGAUGGUUUAUCGGACUUGAGAUUGGUGUUUGUGGUGGCUGGAUUUUCAGUCCUAGUUUAUCUAUUUGUGUUCAUCAACCCUCGGUUUGGCAGUUUAUAGGAGACAAUGGACUUCUUACUGAUCUCAUAUUCAGGAUAAACGAUGAAUGUGGAUUUCAUCAACAAAAUUCAAGUUUGAAUGAAGAUGAUAUUGAUGAAAGUUUGAAGCGUCCUCUUCAAAACUAUGGAGACAGUUCAAAAUAUGAUCUCAGUAACACGUAUCAGACGUAUGAUCAGCUGACUCCAGAAUACAAUAAUCCCGCGGCAUUGCUUCCAAACACUCAAAACGAAGACGACAAUAAAGAGGACGGGAAAGAGUAUCUUGUUUACUACAGAAAAGAAAAUUAAUCUUAAA
Messenger RNA from Eurytemora carolleeae, 625 nucleotides. RefSeq lists its product as uncharacterized. NCBI's taxonomy places the organism in Eukaryota, Metazoa, Arthropoda, Copepoda, Calanoida, Temoridae. The coding region runs from base 70 to 618 and encodes 182 amino acids. The transcript has 8 exons. The record is from RefSeq and is a predicted model, not a curated record.